This is a messenger RNA of Anguilla anguilla (European eel), 1503 nucleotides long. RefSeq names its product zinc finger and SCAN domain-containing protein 29-like. Lineage: Eukaryota; Metazoa; Chordata; Actinopteri; Anguilliformes; Anguillidae. The transcript is spliced from 4 exons. Bases 118 to 1227 code for a protein of 369 amino acids. The record is from RefSeq and is a predicted model, not a curated record.
AAUCAUCACUACGUCAUUAGCGCGCGACAAGGGACAUCCUGCACAAACCCGCAAUUUUUAAAUAGCCAAGCUACUAUUAUUUAUUUAUUAUAUUUAGUCACUGGACUACUCGAUUAAAUGGCAACCCGCAAAACCACGCCGUGGUCAGUUGAGGAGGUGCAGACAUUCCUCGGUUUGGUUGCCGACGAAAGGAUCCAGCGAGAGCUGGAUGGAGCAACGCGUAACGAGAAGGUCUACCAAGAAGUCUCUGAACUGUUGGCCGCAGACGGCUACCAAAGGACAUUCCAACAGUGUAGGGAAAAGUUAAAAAAACUUAAAAGUGACUACAGAUCUAUCAAGGACCACAACGGCCGGAGUGGUUCGUACAGAAAGAGUUGGAAGUGGUUCGACCAGAUGGACGCUAUAUAUGGCCAUAGACCGGUGAGUAAUGGGAGGGAGGGCGGCCUCGACCCGGCCACGGCUUUGUUGGAGCCCCUGACGGAGGAUGAUGACGUUUCGAUAAGCGAGGAGGGUUCAAUGACUCUCGAUGACGCCCCGUUGGUACCAGCAGCAGCACCGACACGGGCAGCCUCCAGCGCCAACAUGACACCGCAGCGUGUAUUCACAGGCAAGAGGAAACGGCAACAGGAACAGGAGCAUAUGACUGUCCUGAAGGAGAUGCAGGCAGCAGAUGUGGAGCAACAGGAGCUGACCCGGGCACAGCGUGAGCGGCAUCUCCAGAUGGCCCUCGAUGAUGCGGUACAAGCGAGGGAGCUGGAAGCGGCCUUGAGGAGAGAGGAGAAUGCUGAAGCCGCAGCCUUUAAUCAGGCCUUCCUCGCUACGCUGAGCCAGCUUGUGCAGGCGUUGAGUGGCCGACGUGACCCGGUUCCUCCGUCCAAGCAUGGCGCCCAGUUGGGACCAGCAGCAGCACCGACACCGGCAACCUCCAGCGCCAACAUGACACCGCAGCGUGUGUUCACAGGCAACGGGAAACAGGAGCAUGUGACUGUCCUGAAGGAGAUGCAGGCAGCAGAUGUGGAGCAGCAGGAGCUGACCCGGGCACAGCGUGAGCGGCAUCUCCAGAUGGCCCUCGAUGAUGCGGUACAAGCGAGGGAGCUGGAAGCGGCCUUGAGGAGGGAGGAGAAUGCUGAAGCCGCAGCCUUUAAUCAGGCCUUCCUCGCUACGCUGAGCCAGCUUGUGCAGGCGUCGAGUAGCCGGCGUGACCCGGUUCCUCCGCCCCUGGACUAGACCGGGUUCCUCCGCCCCUGGACUAGACCCGGUUCCUCCGCCCCUGGACUAGACCCGGUUCCUCCACCCCUGGACUAGAGCCCUCAUGCCUUAUGUAUAUAGUUUGUACUUUGCACUCAUUUGUAUUUGCAUUACAUAUAACAUUUAACUCAUGUACAUAGUUUGCCAUGUUGCUCUGAUUUGUUUGCAUUUGAAAAUUUACAUUGUUCUAUUAAUGUAUAUAGUUUGCUUUUUUAUUUGCAUUGUUUGUUAAAUAAACUGUUUUGUUACUUGUUA